Messenger RNA from Ziziphus jujuba (common jujube), 1424 nucleotides. RefSeq names its product MADS-box protein JOINTLESS. Gene Ontology annotation, biological process: positive regulation of transcription by RNA polymerase II. Gene Ontology annotation, cellular component: nucleus. The record is from RefSeq and is a predicted model, not a curated record. The transcript is spliced from 9 exons. Bases 275 to 934 code for a protein of 219 amino acids. Gene Ontology annotation, molecular function: protein dimerization activity; RNA polymerase II cis-regulatory region sequence-specific DNA binding; DNA-binding transcription factor activity, RNA polymerase II-specific. Lineage: Eukaryota; Viridiplantae; Streptophyta; Magnoliopsida; Rosales; Rhamnaceae.
CAAAAAAAAAAAAAAAAAAAAAAAGGGAAAAAAAGAGAAAAACCUCCCUUGUUUGCCCGGAAAAGGAAUCUUUUAUAUUUCUAGAACGAGGUCGUCUUCUUUCAGUCUUCUCUCUCCCUACCCAUUGGUGGCUUUGGUUUUCUUUGUGGUUUUGUGUGAAAGAACUUGUACGGUCAACUCAGAUGCAAACAAAGAAAAACUGAAUAAUACAGAAGGGAUUCUGCUGCUUGCUUCGGAAAACAAAACAGCUUUCUUUCUUAAUUUUCUGGGGAAAAUGACGAGGCAGAAAAUCCAGAUCAAGAAGAUCGACAACCUAACGGCGAGGCAGGUGACCUUUUCCAAAAGGAGAAGAGGGCUUUUCAAGAAAGCUAAAGAACUGUCUAUCCUCUGUGAUGCUGAGAUUGCUCUCAUUGUUUUUUCUGCUACUGGAAAGCUCUUUGAUUACGCCAGCUCCAGUAUGCAGCAAGUUAUUGAAAAGCAUAAUAUGCAUUUGGAAAACCAGGACAAACUGAGCCAACAAUCUCUUGAGUUAGAGCUUGAGAACAAUGCAUACAACUUGUUGAGCAACGAGAUUGUGGAGAGAACAAACGAGCUCAGGAGGAUGAGAGGGGAAGAACUCCAAGAAUUAAACCUUGAAGAUUUGAAACAACUUGAGAAAUUGGCUGAAGGAGGUUUAAGCCGCGUCAUAAAAAUAAAGGGUGAAAGGAUUAUGAAGGAGAUCCAUUCUCUUAAGAAGAAGGAAACGCAAUUGCUAGAAGAUAACUACCGCUUGAAAAAGCAGAUGGCAGAUACUCUUAGAGUCCAAAAAGAUGUACGACAAGGCCAAUCAUCUGAGUCGAUCGUCACGGAUAUAUGCAAUUCAGCAGACCCUCUUCAAGAUCAUAUUGAUAGCUCUGAUACUUCUCUCAAGUUGGGGCUACCAUUCCCUAAUUAGUGAACAAGAAGGAUAGAGGAAGGAUGGUGAAGAGGAACAACCUUGAUUAUUUCAUCAUAUCAUUUGGAAGAAGCUGCAUGCCUCAGGAAAAAAAGAAAAAAAGAAAAAAAUGAAAAAUGAAAAAACAGAUUCUCUUUAUUGUAUUUAAAUUAGUAAUAGUCCUAAUUGUUGUUGUAUAUGCAUGUAUUGGUUCAGAAGAAAGCGAAGUCGAUCAAUGUUAUAUUCUAUUUGAAUAAAGAUCAUAAAAUUAAUUAAGAUCAAGACAAAAUGUGCUCCCUAGGUGUCAGAGAAAGGCACAAAUAUAUAUAUAUAUAUAUAUAUAUAUAUAUAUAUAUAUAUAUAUAUAUAUAUAUAUAUAUGUGUGUGUGUGUAAUCAUCUGGGACUGUGUUAAGUGGGAUAUGAAGACUUUCCAUGUCUAGAUAGCCUUUCUAAUAAAAGUACCAAAUGAUUAUUGUAUCAAUGAAAUAAUAUUAUGAGGAAGUUUAUCUA